Messenger RNA from Macrosteles quadrilineatus (aster leafhopper), 720 nucleotides. RefSeq lists its product as uncharacterized. Lineage: Eukaryota; Metazoa; Arthropoda; Insecta; Hemiptera; Cicadellidae. The transcript has 4 exons. The record is from RefSeq and is a predicted model, not a curated record. Bases 33 to 467 code for a protein of 144 amino acids.
UAAUUCAACAGCUACAGGAUUUAACACUCACAAUGAAGUUUGCAGCUGUAGUAACUAUUCUAGUGGUCAUCGCCUCUGCAUCACACCAACAGCCAACGAAACCUCCUACUAAUACUAAGCCAACGAAACCUCCUACUAAUACUGAGCCAACGAAACCUCCUACUAAGACUAACACUGCUGUGGCUGCCUCCGCAUCUCACCAACAGCCAACGAAACCUCCUACUAAGACUAACACUGCUGUGACUUCUAGAGAAUUGCUUAAAACAGUGUUGAAGGAAAAUUCUAUGAAGUUGCUGGAAGAUUUCCACAAGGACUACAAGCAUAUUGGAGCUGAAGAAUUUGACCAAAUGGGUGAUGAAAUAGCAGAAACUCCUGAGUUCAAAGAAGCACUGAGCACUAUAGUCGUAAAAAAAGAUGACGGUGAAAUAUCUCCAAGGUGUUUACCUGUUUUCUUUGUGACAAAAUAACCUUGCCACAUAUUCCAUCCAAUCAUAGAGCAACUGUAUGUGAGCUUAUGUCGCAAUUAAACCAUGUUGGCAUCUUCGACAGAUUCUGAUAUACAUUAACUUUUAUUUUGUUAAGAUCUUGCUUAUGCAAACAUUAUUUCCUAGCAAAGCCGACGUUUCGUUCACGAUUUUAUUACUAAUUAUGUAAUAUUGCAUGUCAUUCAUUCAUCGUUAACAUUAAAAUCUCUGUUAUUUUGUGUGUUUUCUCCUAUAA